This is a messenger RNA of Rotaria sp. Silwood2, 1548 nucleotides long. NCBI's taxonomy places the organism in Eukaryota, Metazoa, Rotifera, Eurotatoria, Philodinida, Philodinidae. The record is from the annotation of a GenBank genome assembly.
AUGGCAAAUACAGCGAAUAAUCGUGUAGUUCCAGUUGCUUCGAUAGAAAAACAAGCAUGGAAAUUGGAAGCACCAAAACAUCGACGUCGUUCCAUUAUUAGAGAAUUUGCUUUGAACACAUCCACUCAUGGUUUACCUGGUAUGGCACGUAGUGAAAGUAAACAUAAUUGUAUUUUUUGGACUCUUUCAUUUUUUAUUUUUGCUGCCAUUAUGAUUUAUUUUGUUACUCAAUCGAUUACAAAUUAUUUUCAAUAUCCAACACAAACAUCUGUAUCAAUUUUUGUUGAACGCUCACAAGUAUUUCCUGCAGUUACAUUUUGUAAUUAUGCACCAGCUCGUUAUGAUCUUUUAAUUGAACCUUUUUUGAAUUAUACAAAUUCCAUUAAUGCGACAAAUACAAACGACACAACUACAUUUACUGUAAAACAGGCUAUUCUUCUUCGUCAAUUUUUACAGGUUCAGCUCAACACAGAUCAGUCUAUGAUUGAGUAUUUCUUCUCUCUCGAUACAAUGUUAAUCGAAUGUUUGUACAAUGACCGAUAUUGUACGGCUAAGGAUUUCAUCGCAUUUUUAUCUUCUACCUAUGGUCGAUGCUAUACGUUUAAUGCUAAAACAAAAACAACAAAUGGAAGUGAUAUUAAAUAUACUAAUGAUAAUGGAGGAUCGGGAAAACUUAUUUUACGUCUUUAUGCACAAAGUCAUCUGUAUGUUCCAUUGAUUUCGGAAGAUGUGUCGGCCGGCAUGGUCGCUAUGAUUCAUGAUAAUACACAAUUACCACUCAUUGAUGUAGCUGGUCUUGUGCUUGCACCUGGAAGAAGACAUAAAUUAGGUUACAAGAAAAAGACUUAUCAAUUUUUAUCGUCACCAUAUACAGACUGUACAACUAAGAUACCACUUGCUAUGAAAGCAAUGUUCAAUGAAUAUGAAGGUGCUGAUUAUGCAUAUUCACAAGGUGUUUGUUAUACACUUUGUACACAGGCAUAUAUUUAUCAGGAAUGUGGAUGUGUGAGUCCUAGUGAAUGGUCAGCCAGAUCGAUUGUCUUACCUGGUACAAAUACAAUAAUUCAAGCACCUCUUUGUAACGCAACUAGCACAUGUUUUUCAACAGCCGCUGUUAGAAUUUCGAAGACAGCAUCGAUAUGGGAUCAGUUUUGUUCAGAUUGUCUUCAAGAGUGUUCGACUGCUGGCUUUACUGUUACAUCAUCUUCAAUAGCAGCACCAUCUGUUCAAUAUGCAUAUGCAACUAAAACGUUUCUUGAAUCACUCUCUGUACCAUUACCGACAAAUUGGACAACAAAUUGGUUAAAUGAAGUUCAAAAUAAUUUUAUUUCCCUUGAAGUUGUAUGUGAAUCAACUCAAGUAGAAAAUUAUACACAACAAGCAUCACUUAGUUCAGUUGACGUUCUUUCAAAUGUCGGUGGUCAAACAGGAUUAUGGAUUGGAAUUAGUUUCUUGUCAGUGAUGGAAUUUAUUGAAAUGCUUUAUCGUAUUCUUCGAUAUCAAUUUUAUAUUAUUUAUAGGGCUAUAACAAAUAAAUUUGCAAAAUAG